Messenger RNA from Marmota monax (woodchuck), 1005 nucleotides. RefSeq names its product engrailed homeobox 2 (gene En2). Lineage: Eukaryota; Metazoa; Chordata; Mammalia; Rodentia; Sciuridae. The coding region runs from base 1 to 1005 and encodes 334 amino acids. The record is from RefSeq and is a predicted model, not a curated record. Gene Ontology annotation, cellular component: nucleus. Gene Ontology annotation, molecular function: DNA-binding transcription factor activity, RNA polymerase II-specific; RNA polymerase II cis-regulatory region sequence-specific DNA binding. Gene Ontology annotation, biological process: regulation of transcription by RNA polymerase II; multicellular organism development; neuron differentiation. The transcript has 2 exons.
AUGGAGGAGAAUGAUCCCAAGCCCAGCGAAGCGGCGGCGGCGGCGGCGGCGGAGGGGCAGCGGCAGCCGGAAUCCAGCCCUAGCGGCGGCUCAGGCGGCGGCGGUAGCAGCCCCAGCGACUCCGAUACCGGCCGCCGGCGGGCUCUGAUGUUGCCCGCGGUCUUGCAGGCGCCAGGCAAUCACCAGCACCCGCACCGCAUCACCAACUUCUUCAUCGACAAUAUCCUACGGCCGGAGUUCGGCCGGCGAAAGGAUGCCGGGACCAGCUGCGUGGGCGUGGGCGGAGGAAGAGUCGGCGGAUCCGGCAACGAAGGCGGCGCGGGAGGCGCGGAGGGAGUCGGCGGCUCGGGCGGCGCGGAGCAGCCCCUGGGAACCGGCACCAGGGAGUCCCGGCAAAACCCGCCCUGCGCGCCGCGCGCCGGAGGGCCGCUACCCACUAGUGGCGGCGACUCCCCGGGUGAUGGAGAAGGCGGCUCCAAGACGCUCUCGCUGCACGGUGGCGCCAAGAAAAGCGGCGACCCCGGAGGCCCCCUGGACGGGGCGCUAAAGUCCCGAGGCUUGGGCGGCGGCGACCUGUCGGUGAGCUCAGACUCGGACAGCUCUCAGGCCAGCGCCAACCUGGGCACGCAGCCCAUGCUCUGGCCGGCCUGGGUCUACUGCACGCGCUACUCCGACCGGCCUUCUUCAGGUCCCAGGUCUCGCAAACCAAAGAAGAAGAACCCCAACAAAGAGGACAAGCGGCCCAGGACGGCCUUCACGGCUGAGCAGCUGCAGAGGCUCAAGGCGGAGUUCCAGACCAACAGGUACCUGACGGAGCAGCGGCGCCAGAGCCUGGCGCAGGAACUCAGCCUCAACGAGUCUCAGAUCAAGAUCUGGUUCCAGAACAAGCGGGCCAAGAUCAAGAAGGCCACGGGCAACAAGAACACACUGGCCGUGCACCUCAUGGCCCAGGGGCUGUACAACCACUCCACCGCGGCUAAGGAGGGCAAGUCGGACAGCGAGUAG